AUGUUGAGUUUACCGGCAUGGGGUGAUACGGGCUUCAGCGGUGCAGAUACGGCUUGGAUUCUAACUGCAACGGCAUUAGUCCUGUUCAUGACAAUCCCUGGGUUGUCUCUGUUCUAUGGCGGGUUAGUUAGAACCAAAAACGUGCUCAGUGUUCUGAUGCAGUGUUUUACGAUCACCUGCAUCGUUUCCAUUUUAUGGUUGGUACUGGGUUAUUCGCUGGCGUUUAGUGAUGGUGGUUCAGCCAACGCGUUUAUUGGCGGCCUCGAAAACGUCAUGUUCGGCGCAAUUUCACAAGACACCCUGGCAGGCAGCAUUCCGGAAAGCUCUUUUGCACUGUUUCAGAUGACUUUUGCAAUUAUCACACCGGCGCUGAUUGUCGGCGGCUUUGCAGAGCGUAUCCGAUUCUCUGCCAUGGUGGUCUUCAGCGCCGCCUGGCUGUUGUUGGUUUAUGCACCCGUCUGUCACUGGGUCUGGGGUGGCGGCUGGUUGAGCGACCUUGGUGUUAUGGACUUUGCUGGUGGCACCGUUGUUCACAUUACUGCGGGUGUUGCCGCUCUUGUUGCCGCGAUCAUGCUGGGAAAGAGACGAGGAUUUCCGACCCAAGCCAUGCCGCCGCACAACAUGACCCUGACGGUCACCGGCGCAGGCAUGUUGUGGGUGGGGUGGUUUGGCUUUAAUGGGGGUAGCGCAUUGGCCGCAAACGGCGACGCCGCCAUGGCCAUGCUGGUCACUCAUGUAUCUGCGGCUGCUGGUGCAAUUACCUGGAUGGCGGCUGAGCGCCUUAAAUAUGGCAAGCCAUCAGCACUCGGCGCGGUCACAGGCAUGGUCGCCGGUCUCGGCACCAUUACCCCGGCAUCCGGCUUUGUCGGCCCCGGUGGCGCGUUGAUUAUCGGCAUCAGUGCCGGUGCGAUAUGUUUUCUGGCAACAAAUUACAUCAAACGAACGCUGAAAAUUGAUGACUCUCUCGACGUAUUCCCGGUCCACGGCGUGGGCGGAAUCCUGGGCACAAUGCUGACCGCGAUAUUCGCCAGCAAUGCUCUGGGCAUUUUCAGUGGGCAGGAAGAGAUCAACAUCGGUAGCCAGUUAGGCAUACAGGCAGUUGGCGUGAUCGCAACCCUGGCAUACACCGCUGUUGUGACCUUUGCCAUUUUGAAGUUCACGGACAUUGUAUUUGGUAAUCGUGUCGAAGACGAAGAAGAACUCGAGGGCCUCGACUUAGUCGCCGCUGCGGCGUCAACCUACCCGGUAGCGAUGAUGAGUCCUGCCUAUUUAAUGGCUUACGUGCAGAUGCCUGUGGCCAUGAGCAGCUUCAACGGGGUUAUGCCUGGUGCGCCAAUGGCUGCGGCCGGUGCAGGCCAGGGCAUGGCCGCGAGCGCCACAAGUAAUUCAAACGGCGCGGGGCAUGUGACCGCCAAUCCAACCAAUUCCACCGCUGCAGGUGCAUCCCCAUACACAUCCCCAGCUAUGGGGGGAUAUGGUGGCUACGGCGGUGUGGGAGGUUAUGCAGGCUACGCUAUGCCGGUAAUGAUGAUGGCGCCGGUUUUCCUGCAGAUGGGUUACCCCAUGGUGUUCCAGGGUUCCGUUGCACAGCCACCGGCAGCUGACCCGGUAGCAGCAGCGCCUGAUGAUGUGGAGGUGCCCACAAGUCCAACAGCUCCAGCGCCUGAGAUACAAACCGCGGCUGUGCCGGAUGCGCCUGUGAAUACUGAUGGGACGGUCAUUGAUGUCGUGCCACAGCCUGAACCGGAUAAACCAUCCGCCAGUUUGCCAGCCUUGCCGAUCAGUUCCCUACAGGCGGAUGAUUUCGCUGACUACAAGCUCAUAGAAAAGAGCAGGCAGCAGGAAACCAAUCUGAGCUUUUCACUGACCACAAAAGACGGUGAUCAGAUCACGCUCAAUUUCAGCCAGAUUGACGCCACCUCAACAAUGCGUUUUAACGGUGAAACCCUGGAUGGUGACACCAUGCGGGACAGUCGUUUUACAGAAGAGUCUGAACGCGUGGUCAACAUGGACGUGGUAGGUGACCUGUCAGACGAUGAAAAGGCCGCCAUCGACAAAGUGAUGUCUACCGUGAUCGAAGCGGUUAACUCUUUUUUCACGGGUAAAACCGGUGAUGCUGUUGCCAAGCUGAAAGCCAUGGAUUUUGACGGAGCACAGCUGGCUGAGAUGUCUUUGAAUAUGUCGCUCAGUAAAUCAGCAACGGUGUCCAAAGCGUAUCAUGAUGGCGGUGAUUAUCUGCAUGAUCUCAAAAACCGAGAUGCGGACAUUGGCCAGGCGCUUGAGUUCAUGGCCACAGAACAAAAACGUUUGAUUGACAUGGCUAAGAACAUGCUUGACGCACCAAGUGCUGCCAAAUUAGUGCGCUCGCUGGUGCCACCUAUGAUGUCUGAGCCUUUUGCCGAGCUGGCGCAACAGAUCGCUGCACCUGAACUCGAAGAUACCACCAGCGACGACAUGAUCGAUAAAGAUACAGCCGAGGCCGGGUAA
Messenger RNA from Symbiodinium pilosum, 2487 nucleotides. The record is from the annotation of a GenBank genome assembly. NCBI's taxonomy places the organism in Eukaryota, Dinophyceae, Suessiales, Symbiodiniaceae.